Hippocampus zosterae (dwarf seahorse) is the source of this 1698-nucleotide messenger RNA. RefSeq names its product ras-related protein Rab-11B. Gene Ontology annotation, molecular function: GTPase activity; GTP binding. The transcript is spliced from 5 exons. NCBI's taxonomy places the organism in Eukaryota, Metazoa, Chordata, Actinopteri, Syngnathiformes, Syngnathidae. Bases 149 to 697 code for a protein of 182 amino acids. Gene Ontology annotation, biological process: constitutive secretory pathway; regulated exocytosis. The record is from RefSeq and is a predicted model, not a curated record. Gene Ontology annotation, cellular component: recycling endosome.
CCUCCUUCCGACAGCUCUGACAGCAAGCAUUGGCGCAUUUCAGUGCCACCACGAGCCUUUAGCAUAUUUUUAGCUUCUUUUGAACCCAUCUUUCCCUCCCAUACGCAUCAUCCUCCGAGAGACAAACGUCGGAGUGGCCUCGUCUAGAAUGGGGAACCGAGACGAUGAAUACGAUUUUUUGUUCAAAGUCGUGUUGAUUGGGGACUCGGGUGUUGGUAAGAGCAACCUGCUCUCUCGAUUCACACGAAAUGAGUUCAACCUGGAGAGCAAAAGCACCAUCGGUGUGGAGUUUGCAACGCGCAGCAUUCAGGUGGAUGGCAAGACGAUAAAGGCGCAGAUCUGGGACACCGCGGGACAGGAGCGCUACAGAGCCAUCACCUCGGCAUACUACAGAGGAGCCGUGGGUGCACUCCUGGUGUACGAUAUAGCCAAGCACCUGACUUACGAGAAUGUGGAGCGUUGGCUGAAGGAGCUGAGGGACCACGCUGACAACAAUAUCGUCAUUAUGCUCGUGGGCAACAAGAGCGACCUACGCCACCUCAGGGCCGUUCCCACAGACGAGGCCCGUGCCUUUGCAGAGAAAAAUAACCUGUCAUUCAUCGAAACUUCAGCCUUGGACUCAACAAAUGUUGAAGAGGCCUUCAAGAAUAUCCUUACAGAUCCAUGGCAAGUUCCUCAAAACAGGAACUGUUCUUGACAAAGUACGCAGCGGAAGAGCUACUCCUACUACUACCAUUGAAGAAGUCCUUUCGCAGAUGAUUGCGCAAAGCAAGAGAAAGUAUAUCCAGAGAGCGGCAAUGGAACUCGGCAUCGACAAAUGGUUGAUUCAGAAGAUGCGUCAAAGCGUGACAGCUUCACUUUAAGACGAUGACGCUGAACUUCCACAAGGGGCACUGACAAGUAUCUUUCCGCUUUACGAUCAGCGAAAGCGACAAGUUUGGGGAAAAUCAACCCCCUCAGAAAAACUCUCCAAAGCUGUUGCUUUUGUUGCACCUCAGAAACAAAGAGAGCUGUAGCGAUGUUUUUUAAACAACUUUAUCAAUUCUUUUAACACUCUCUGUCCGCUGACUUGCCUUCUCUUUUGCCGUUCGACUCGAGAGGCGUUCAAAGACCACCUCAGAAAAACGUAAAUUAACGAUAAUUUAAAUGACACUAAGAAAAUCUAAACAGAAAAUCCAGCGAGGAAAUCACAAAAUAAAUUAAAUGAGGGGUGUUUGUGAACACAUAACAGUGGAAUAAGUAACAGACAAUUCUGAAAUAGUCCACUCUCCUGCAGUUUGGUGUGCAAUGUCUAGCGCUGGGCUGACUGAAAGAUGACCGGUAACACUUCUGACACACAUUUCUCAAACCGCCGCCGAAGUUCAGUCGGAGGACUGAAAAAGUUCUUACUGGGUGGCAAAAUUUUGCAAUGUUCCUCCGAUGUCAAGUGGCGAGCGCAAGGGAAUGACAUGCUUGCAAGAACGGUUAACUGUCAAAUGAUGGCCUCACGGCAGUCCAAAUGAUUCCUGAGGCUAAAUGUACGUUAAAGAGGAAGUGUAUUGUGAUUUUGGAGACAUUUUAAAUUUUGUAUCAGCAUCAUUGUGUUUUCUACUGUCAACCGUUUCUCUGUACGGAGAGCAAAUCGUUUACUUCUAGAGUUGGUGUUCGAACCCCUUUUAUUUGUUUAUUGUAUUUUUAAUAUCAUACUCCUGAUAUGAA